UAAUAAUAUAAAGGGUUGAAGAAGAGACAGCUCAGAGGUCGAUGGAUUGGAUUCAAUUGAAUUGAAUUGAAUACAGAGGAGAACUGGAGAAAGAUGGGAUCUGAGAGAGAGAGAGAGAGAGAGAAUCGUAACUCCAAAACUUCUACCAGUCGCAUCGAAGCUUAAAGCAAAUCAGGAGCUUUGGAGAAGAAGAAGAAGUUGAUGAUUUCUUCCUACUCGUAGUUCUCUUUAGUUGUUACUCUUUAGUAGUUUCAUCAUCUCUCCUAAAGAGAAAAGUGUCCGAUGUCGCAGAGAUGGAGCAGCAGAAAGAAGAGUCGGCUUCCACUAGCUGGUCUUCUCUUUAUGCUCGUCGUCACCGUUAUGAUUCUCUUCAACGAGCGUACCAUUCACCAGAUCCACUUCCACGCCGCUACUAGUCAUUCUCAAAUUCUCCCUCAAGCUUCUUCCACUUUCAAUUUCGUCAAGCCUAAUCUUCCUGCUAAUAUCAACUUGGGAGCUCCUCUUGAGGUUUUGGAUAGAUUCAGCAGAUGCAACUCCACGAAAAAGUACAGUGAGAAGAACAUCAGAUUGGUUGACCCUUAUGAAGAAGAAGAAGAAGAAGAAGACUCUUCUGGUCAUCAUGGACCAAAGGAGGAUCAAUGUGAUGUCUUCUCUGGGAAAUGGGUCUUUGAUAAUUCAUCCUACCCUUUGCACAAAGAAUCUGACUGCCCUUACAUGUCUGACCAGUUGGCUUGUCAGAAGCACGGCCGGAAGGAUUUGGAUUAUCAGCAUUGGAGAUGGCAACCUCAUUCCUGCAACUUGAACAGAUGGAAUGUGACAGACAUGUGGGAGAAGCUGAGGGGAAAGAGAUUGAUGUUUGUUGGAGACUCAUUAAACAGAGGCCAAUGGAUAUCAAUGGUUUGUCUCUUACAGUCUGUAAUUCCACGUGACAAGCAGUCUAUGUCUCCUAACGCUCACCUCACCAUUUUCAGGGCAGAGGACUACAAUGCCACGGUGGAAUUUCUCUGGGCUCCUUUGCUGGUGGAAUCGAAUUCUGAUGACCCUGUUAACCAUAGGUUGGACGAACGCAUUAUACGACCUGAUUCGGUUCUUAAGCAUGCAUCAAAGUGGCAACAUGCUGAUAUCUUAAUCUUCAACACCUACUUAUGGUGGAGGCAAGACCCUGUCAAGAUCCGAUGGAGCAGCGAAGAAAAAGGGUCAUGCGAGGAGGUGAAAGGAGCAGAGGGAAUGGAGAUGGCGAUGAAUGCUUGGGCUGAUUGGAUUGCUAACAAUGUCGAUCCAAAGAAAAAGCGGGUUUUCUUUGUCACAAUGUCUCCUACGCAUCAAUGGAGCCGAGAGUGGAACCCGGGAAGCGAAGGAAACUGCUACGGGGAGAAGAAACCGAUAGAGGAAGAGAGCUAUUGGGGAAGUGGGUCAGACAUUCAGACAAUGAGGAUGGUGAAGAGAGUGUUGGAGAGACUGGGACCAAAGGUUUCAGUUAUAAACAUCACUCAGUUGUCUGAGUAUCGUAAAGAUGGUCAUCCAUCGGUGUACCGGAAAUUCUGGGAACCUUUAACAAAAGACCGGUUGAAUAAACCGGCAUCGUAUUCAGAUUGUACCCAUUGGUGUGUACCUGGAGUUCCUGAUGUCUGGAAUCAAUUGCUUUACCAUUUUUUGUGA
Camelina sativa (false flax) is the source of this 1659-nucleotide messenger RNA. Its product is annotated as protein trichome birefringence-like 35. Gene Ontology annotation, cellular component: Golgi apparatus. Gene Ontology annotation, molecular function: O-acetyltransferase activity. The record is from RefSeq and is a predicted model, not a curated record. NCBI's taxonomy places the organism in Eukaryota, Viridiplantae, Streptophyta, Magnoliopsida, Brassicales, Brassicaceae.